AUGACACGUGAGACUCCGCCGAGGGGUGGUCACAAUGGACGGGGCCCGCAGAGAAGCGCCUCACAAGGAAGUUCGGCCUCAGUUUCUCAUGGACCCUGUGGAUUUUGUGAAAAACCAAACCACACCGAGGAAAAUUGUUGGAUGAAAGAAAGAAAAUGCUUGCGCUGUGGGAGUGCGGAGCAUCAAAUAGCCAACUGUCCGGUGUUACCUUGGGAGGCGAGAGUAACCACCCAGUCGUCGAAGGCCAACUCGGGACAGUCCAAGGUGGAAGGGACAAAGCCGAAAGUGCCAGCUCGGGUAUACUCCCUUGAGCAACAUCAAGUCGCUGAUUCCUCUGGGGUUGUAGAAGCUGCUGAGGAGGGAAAAAAGAAACGUGACACUGUUUCUGCUCGAGAAUAUUAUUGCUACAAAUUGCAGAUUAGAGACAAUGAUAGGUCAAUGCUCUUGCACACAGGGAGACUCUUGCAGCAGUUCGCCGUUGAUAUUUAUGUUAAGAUAGAGACCUCUAGGCUUGAAUUCCAUAGGAAAAAACAAAAAGAAAUUAGAACUGAAAUUCUUAAAGGUGUAACAGAUAGCAUCUCUUCUGGUCAGACCGAAGAGUACGGUAAACCUGACAUAUUCAUUACCAUGACUUGUAAUAGGAUGUGGAAGGAAAUACAGGACAACCUCAAAUACGGAGAAGAAGCUCAGGAUAGACCUGAUUUAGUUUCAAGAGUGUUUAGAGCAAAGUUGGAAUUAUUAAAGGCUGAAAUCACAAAAAAGAAAAUAUUUGGUGAAGUUGCUGCUUGUGUGUAUGUGAUUGAGUUUCAAAAGAGAGGACUUCCUCAUGCUCAUAUGUUGAUCAUUUUGAAACCAGAAUAUAAGCCCCUCAAUCCUGAAGCUUAUGACAUGAUAGUUUCGGCUGAAAUACCUGAUCCUGCGAAGCAACCUCAUUUGCACUUUCUGGUUAUGAAACACAUGUUGCAUGGUCCAUGUGGUUCGUUAAAAAAAGAUAAUGUUUGUAUGAAAGAUGGAGUGUGCAAGAACCAUUAUCCAAAGAGCUUCACUGACUACACAACUUAUACAGAGGAUGGUUAUCCUCAUUAUAGGAGAAGGAUGGAUGGUCGCUGUGUAAGAGUAAGGGAUCAUUUGUUAGAUAACAGAUGGGUUGUUCCAUAUAAUCCAUACCUUCUAGCAUUGUUUGACUGCCACUUGAAUGUGGAAAUCUGUUCCACUGUUAAGUUAGUUAAGUAUCUGUACAAAUAUGUUUAUAAAGGACAUGAUCGUGUGAGCUUUUAUAUCCACUCUGACAAAACCUUUGAAGAUGUUGAUGAGAUUUCCGACUUCCAGUCUGGGCGAUGGGUCGCUGCUGCAGAAGCUUUUUGGCGCAUAUUUCGAAAAACUAAUCUUGCUGAUUUGGUUGCUGAUGUUGACUUCUCAAAGACAAUGCUGACUGAGUUCUUUUAUAUGAAUCAAACAAAUAAGUAUGCUCAGGAGCUCAAGCUGCUUUACAAACAAUUUCCUGAGUUUUUUGUAUGGAAGCCAGCCAAGAAGCGUUGGUCUCAAAGAAAACGGCGAAAAGUUGUUGGCCGAUUGGUGACUGUUAGCCCAGCAGAAGGAGAAAGAUAUUUCUUGAGGUUGCUUUUGUCUUGUGUCUGUGCACCUGCUUCAUUUGACCACUUGUUGACUGUAAAUGGCAUACGUAUGAAUUCCUACAGAGAAGCUGCUUUCCAAAUGGGAUUGUUACAAUCAGAUACGUAUAUCGAAGACACCCUUGAUGAGGCUGCUACUUUCCAGAUGCCUUCUUCGCUCAGAAGCUUAUUUGCUGUGAUGCUAGCUUUCUGCUCCCCAUCAAACCCCAAACACCUGUGGGAAAAGUAUGAAACUGAACUAUCAAGGGAUUAUCAAAAACAUAGUUCACUCACUGGAUAUUCUUCUGAAUACAUCAGAAUGUUGGUUCUUCAGGAGCUCAGCAAAUUUUUGGAACAAAUGGGUAAAAGUGUAAAUGAUUUUCACUUGGUUUCUGAUUAUCUUGGUGUUACAUUGGAUCAGCGGAUUACAAAGGAAAUUGAAGCUGAGAGAAGUGUUCAGUUCGCAGAGGAGGAUUUGCUAAUGUCUUCAAAAUUUAAUGCAGGUCAGAAAUGUGCCUAUGACUCUAUCAUGGCACAAGUUUUCUCGACCAAAGCCCAAAGUUUUUUCAUCGACGGCCCUGGUGGAACGGGGAAAACUUUUCUUUAUCGAUCACUCCUUGCUACACUGCGUUCUCAAGGCUAUAUAGCCAUUGCUGUAGCAUCGUCCGGUGUUGCUGCCUCCAUUCUUCCUGGUGGGAGGACUGCGCAUUCGCGCUUUAAGAUCCCUCUUGACAUAUCUAAAACUAAGGCUUGCCAAGUUAGUAAGCAAAGCUCUAUUGCUAAGUUGCUUAUAGAGGCCAAACUUAUAUUGUGGGAUGAAGCUUCAAUGGCUAAGAAGGAAACAAUCGAAGCAUUUGAUAUGCUUCUUAGAGAUAUAAUGGAAAGCGAUGAUCCUUUUGGUGGCAAGGUAGUGGUUUUCGGAGGUGAUUUCCGGCAGACCCUACCUGUGAUUCGAGAUGCAACUAGAGAUGUUUUGGUUCAGUCAAGUUUUGUUAACUCCCCUCUCUGGAGUGCUUUGCAGAAAAUUACUUUAACUGAAAAUAUGAGGGCUGUUAUGGAUCGUGCUUUCUCUGAAUUCUUGCUACGGAUAGGCGAGGGCCGUGAACCAGAAGACAAAGACGGCAAAAUAUCUUUAUGUAAGGAUAUGAUCAUCCCUUAUGAUGGAAAGGAAGCUUCUCUUAACAGGUUAAUAGAAUCUGUUUUUGGUGAUCUAAACAUCUAUGCUUCAGAUCCAUAUCAGAUGAUUAAUCGGUGUAUUCUAUCACCAACAAACAAUGCUGUUGAUGAUGUUAACCAGAUCAUUAUUGAUAGGUUUCCUAAAGAUCCGCAUGUUUAUAUAAGUUCUGAUAGAACUUUAAAUGAGAAAGAUCAAGGCGACUAUGAAGACUUUCUCAAUUCUUUAAGUCCAAAGGGUUACCCCCUCAUAAGCUGA
Messenger RNA from Coffea arabica (coffee), 3042 nucleotides. NCBI's taxonomy places the organism in Eukaryota, Viridiplantae, Streptophyta, Magnoliopsida, Gentianales, Rubiaceae. The record is from RefSeq and is a predicted model, not a curated record.